AUGCCCCUGCUCCUCGCCACCGCCCAGCCUGUCCUCGCCCUCGUGCGCGUUCGGAUCCGCGGUUCUCGGAGAGAGGUGGUGGCUGGUCGCUUGCGGUUGCGUUUCUCCCAACUUUUGCUAAACCGUCUGUCCUGUUUUUGGCCAACAGAGAUUGGGCUGGGCUUGACUGGAUUUGGAGUUCUCUUCUCAUUGCUUGGGAUCAUUAUGCUGUUUGACAAGGGAUUCCUGGCAAUGGGGAAUAUUCUCUUCGUUUCAGGCGUCUUACUGACCAUUGGGCUGAAGCCAACUGUGCAAUUCUUCACCAAGCCUAAGAAUCACAAGGGUUCUCUCUCUUUCGGGUUUGGCUUUUUCCUGGUCCUCAUCGGAUGGCCUGCCUUAGGCAUGAUGGCGGAGUCGUAUGGCUUCAUCACGCUCUUCAGUGGCUUCUGGCCAACAGCUGCUGUUUACCUGCAAAAGAGCCCCUCCUUCGGUUGGAUAUUCCACCACCCUCUUGUGACUUCGCUGAUCACUCGGUUCAGAGGAAGACGGGUCCCGGUGUGA
This is a messenger RNA of Miscanthus lutarioriparius, 540 nucleotides long. The record is from the annotation of a GenBank genome assembly. NCBI's taxonomy places the organism in Eukaryota, Viridiplantae, Streptophyta, Magnoliopsida, Poales, Poaceae.